Lolium rigidum is the source of this 762-nucleotide messenger RNA. RefSeq names its product putative expansin-B14. The transcript has 3 exons. The coding region runs from base 1 to 762 and encodes 253 amino acids. Lineage: Eukaryota; Viridiplantae; Streptophyta; Magnoliopsida; Poales; Poaceae. Gene Ontology annotation, cellular component: extracellular region. The record is from RefSeq and is a predicted model, not a curated record. Gene Ontology annotation, biological process: sexual reproduction.
AUGGCUUCUUCUUUCUUCGUCGCCUUCGCAGCUCUGGCCAUCAGCUGCCUGCUCAUGCUCCAUCCCCUCAGCGUCUCCGGCUGGACAAAUGGCGGCGCGACGUGGUACGGCCCACGCAACGGAGCCGGCACCGACGGUGGUGCGUGCGGAUACCAGGGCGACGUGGAGCAGCCGCCGUUCUCCGCCAUGGUCACGGCAGGCGGCCCUUCCAUCUACAAGAACGGCAAGGGCUGCGGCUCUUGCUACCAGGUGAGAUGCGUCGGCAAUGCCGCCUGCUCCGACAGACCAGUGACCGUGGUCGUCACCGACCAGUGCCCGGGCGGGCCGUGCCUGGCCGAGGCCGCCCACUUCGACCUUAGCGGGAGGGCCUUCGGGGCUUUGGCCAAGCCCGGUCAGGCCGACAACCUCCGCAACGUCGGCGUCCUCAAAGUCCUGUACAACCGGGUGCCGUGCAACUGGCGCGGGACGGACAUCGCCUUCAAGGUGGACGCUGGCUCCAACCCCAACUACCUCGCGUUUCUCGUGGAGGACGAGGCCGGCGACGGCGACCUGUCGGCGGUCGAGCUCCAGCAGAGCGGCGGCGGCUGGGCGCAGAUGCAGCAGUCGUGGGGCGCUGUCUGGAAGUACAACUCGGGCUCCACCCUGCAGGCGCCCAUCUCGAUACGCCUCACCUCCAGCUCCGGCAGGAAGCUCGUCGCCAGCAACGUCAUCCCCGCCGGCUGGCAGCCCGGCCACACCUACCGAUCCAUUGUCAACUUCUGA